Messenger RNA from Amphimedon queenslandica, 5143 nucleotides. Its product is annotated as general transcription factor 3C polypeptide 1-like. Gene Ontology annotation, biological process: transcription initiation at RNA polymerase III promoter; 5S class rRNA transcription by RNA polymerase III. The record is from RefSeq and is a predicted model, not a curated record. Bases 18 to 5045 code for a protein of 1675 amino acids. Gene Ontology annotation, cellular component: transcription factor TFIIIC complex. Gene Ontology annotation, molecular function: DNA binding. The transcript has 36 exons. NCBI's taxonomy places the organism in Eukaryota, Metazoa, Porifera, Demospongiae, Haplosclerida, Niphatidae.
UUUUCAUUUGAAUAAAAAUGGCGUCUGUUUUGGAUGUUGUUCUUGACGAGAUUGGUCUUUCUGGACUAGAAGGUUGCACGCCUGGUCAAUUAUGGGACCAUCUCUUGGCUCGUUCUCCUCCCCUUCCCCUUGAUGUCUCCUCCUCUUCUGUUAGAGAAUAUCUCUGGGCUCAGAUACUCACCUUUACUAAAAUGAUCAGAAUAUACAAGACCAUCUCACCACUACCUCCACAGGAACCAUUUCCUAAACACAAAGUAUUGGAGAGUGGUGCCUUUUGGGAGGAGUUUGUACCAACUCACAAGAACAAGAUGAUAGUGGAUAUUGAGAGAGGAGUGAAAGGAUCCUGUACCUCUUAUUACGAGAGAGAAGACAUCACCAGUGACAUAUUGUCCUCCUCGAAUAGGUCAUUGAAGGAGGUUGAGGAAAAGUAUGGUAAGGACUCCAUUGUCCUCGUUGGCUCUCAAACCUGCCGUGAGAGGUCACUCUUUCCGUCACACUUAGACCCCUCUCUAGUGCCUUCCGAUAUAAAGUACUCACUUCUUGAGAUUGUUGGGAUCUCUCGGUCCCGUGGGAUCUUCAGGACAAGCAUCACGAAGAACUAUUUGGGUAUUGAUCCUCGUAGCACCUUUCACUUUGUGAAGGUUCUGACUAAAAUGGAUCUCGUUGAUGUCAAGGUAAUGAAGUUAAAACCACCUCAAGCAAAGUCCCUUCAAUCAAUUCAUGUCGUCUUUCUCAAGAGGUUCUCUCCUCAGUAUUAUGGUUUUGGUAAAAUGAGUACCAGCGAUCAGAUAUUGUAUGACAUACUUUUAACAUCUCCUAAUCACACUGCUCCUCUUAAAUUUUGUCGCGAGAAAAUGGGUAAACGGCUAUUCAAAGUGACUAAGACUGCCUUGGUGGCUAGUGGAGCUAUUGAAGUGUUAUACCCCAGCGGUAGCAGCUGCCCUGAAGAUGAGGAGGAGGGAGAGGGAAAUAAAGAGCCGCUCAUUAGAUUAGUACAAGAACCACCUGCUAUAGAGGAUAGUGGCAGCAGUGUCACUGAUGUUAAAGAUGAAGAUGAUGAGCAGGAAGAACUGGCACAAGGUAGUCUGUCUAUUGUUGCUGAGCUUCCAUUGGACAUCCAAGCAUAUCGUGUUAUUGAUGACAGUGGACCUACUGGAAUAACAAUGAGAGAUUUUACCCAAAGAACAUUUAAAGUGAAUCGCUACAUUUGUCGCUCUAUGGCAAACAACUUGAUAAAGAGAGAGUCAAUCAGCUCCCUAUUGAUGGACUCUGGAGCAUCUAAAGUUAGGGCAAUUAACCUAAUCUCUCAGAGACACGUUAUGGACAAUAAAUCCGUCAUUGAUUUUGAGGCUGAAAGAGCAAAGAACCCAAACCAGCCAUUGCUCCAGUCUCCUCUUCAAACCGGCUGUGACAUUGUCCAUCCCAAACACCCUUCCUCCUCUAAGCCUCCAAAGAGGAAGAGAAUUAAACUUGAUACCUCAAAGGAGCUAGGUGGGGCUAUUUCUCCUCUUGCCCCUCGACCAGUUUCUGAAGAACCUUCUCCAACAAUGGAAACUGAAACGGAGACAAAACCUAUUGAAAAAUCUAAGGCAUUGACACUGAAUCAGCUAAAAAGGGUUAAUCUGAUAAUGACUUUUAUGAACGAAAAUAGAAUAAUUGAAAACACGGUAGCACUUAGAAAUUAUUUGAAAGAGAAAGGAAGCAUCAAUUUUUUGGAUAAAAGAACAUUGGCAAAACUCUUAAAAGUGUUAUUGGACAGUGGACAGAUCUGUAAAGAAGAGUUUAGUCUCCCUUACUUUAACACUAACAAGCAGUACACUAUCUAUUAUUUGUCUGAGAUUUCUCAGUCUCAAAUUGAAGAGUACAAGACAGGUCUUGGUGCAAAACUUGUAAAAAUCUGCUUUAGAAAAGCUGAGUGUGUUUCUUCUGAUGAUGAUGAAGGUGAUAAUGAUGAUCCUGUCAAAACUCCAAAGGUUCUUACCUGUUCGAAGUUUCAGCGUCUCAAACACCUUCACUUAUAUUUGUGGAUUUUGCUCCAUGGGUUUCAGCCCAUCCAUGAUUCUGAGACUCUGCCCGAUGCUAUAGAGACUGGAUAUGAUUCAGUGGCGGCCAUUUUUCCCGAAGCCACUUACCCGUGGAUGGGGAGUGUGUCUCAAUUGCCUCUGGCAAGCAGAGAGAGUGGGAACUUGAAUUUAUCCGAUGUGUUGUAUCACAUGCCUUUGUCACUACUGAACAUAGUAGGCAUCACUUCUUCAAGGAUGAGUUCUAAGAAAUCAAGGUAUAUUACUGACGAGACUUACAGUAAAGUACCUUUUCACUUGCUGCCUAAUAAAAUAAAGAAACUGAUCUCUACCAAAGACCGGGAUCAGUAUACGUUAAGGAAUGAACUGGAAUCACUUGCUUCAAUGAAGCUACUGAUUUUAAACCAUGACCCAACUCUGGUUAAAAGACAUGUAAGAAAGGUUACAGUGAGUCUUAACUAUAACUUAGAGAUACUAGAUACAACUGCUGCUAAUCCUCGACACUCAUUCUUUCUCUCGGAAGCAAAGAAAUUAUUUCCGGUCUUGCAGCACCCACUCUCUUCUCUUAAAACUUUAGAGCAUUACUGGUUUACGCUUCGUAAAAUAUGCAUUGCCACGCCCAUUACAAUCUCCAGUGGCAGGUUGAGCAGUAGAAAUAGUUCGGGUAGAUUUGACGUCUACCCAUUGCCUCAUACAAAAUUGAAGAAUAGAGUAGCAAAUUUUGAAUUUGAUCAGAAAGGAUUUGGAGCAGGUGGGAUCCCACCGUCUCUCUUCUCACACAAUUUGAAAAGGUGGUCUAUGCAUCAGAAUAGGGAACCCUGGGCAUGGGAAAGGGGCGGAGUAAAGGGAGGGGCUCGUUUGGGAAAGAUUUCUGCCUCAACGAAACAGUUACUUCAUUCUGGUGGGCGUGGCUUAAAACGAAACAGAGCAAGGAAAGCUUUGAAAAUUGCCCAUAAAGUUCACCAGAAAGCAAAAGAGAAGACAAGUAUAGCAUCACUCGUAUCUUUAAAACCUUAUAAAGGUUUUAGUCCAGAAGAUAUAGCUGCUCUUAGUUUAAGAACAACUAGAGAGCGAUCAGUGUGGUUUCCACAUGAAGAUAAUUUCAUCCUUCUAACGUAUCUUGCUACGAGAGUUCUUCUCAAAUUAGGUCAUCCUCCUACUCACCAGAGCAAACUCAGAGAUGCACUUCACAAGCAGUUCAAGUCUUCAAGUGAUAAAAAUGUCCCAGUCAUACACAGGAGACUCAUUAGAUUAUUAAAGAUGUACUCUAAUGACAGCCUUGAGCUAACCAUCAAUGAAAUACUUGAAGAAAUGAGCUCAAUGAGUCGUUCUGUACCUGAUCAAAACUUUGAUUCCAUUUUAGAGUUCAUUCUCAGUCGCUAUGUGUCACAUGACGGUCACAUGAUCAAUAUUUCCCUUCAAACUAAUACCCAGAUACUCCCGUCAACCCUUGAGGAACUAGCUGAAGACUAUGUACUGCCAUCACUGACUGAGGAUAUCAAGACUGAUGAGUUUGACUCGUUAACACAUAUUCAGACUAACGUCCUGGAUACUAUACUGGCUGUGGUUGGUCCUGAUUCUGAUGGCAUUGAAUCCUACGACAUUUACAAACUCUUGGAAACUUUUCCUGAAGCUGAUAUACAACGAGUCAUAAAUUGUCUAAAAUCCCGUUUGUAUGUAGCUGGAAAGAAAGCAACUCCAGGCACAACUACAGGAGUGUUAGACAACAGAGGGUUAAAAUUAGGAGCUAAUUUAUACCAGCUGUUUGAUGGCCGUUACGGUAAAGAAUUUUUCAGUCAAUUGAGUGAGGCUUUAGCUUCAUCGUCUGAGAAGGAUUUUGAAAUUAAAACUGAUGCUAUAUCUGGCGGUCAAGUCUCGUACCUCAUUUAUCAGCUGCUAGAAAAUCCUUCAAUUAGGAACAGAAGUGUUUGUGAGCCCCAGUUUGCCGAUCCCCUACUCAUCAACGAUCCUAACAGCGUCUUGUCAAGAAACCUUGUUCAGUUAGCAAUGGCGGAAGUUGAAGCCGGCGAAGAGGAAGACGAAGAGAGAGAAGGAGAGAGGAACAUGGAAGCUCAAGAAUCAAACAUACAAGAAGAGAUGGAAGUGACUACUGAAGGAGAGAGUUUAAGAAAGAGCAGUUUGGAAAGAAGAGGAUUAGCUCAAGAGCACCAGGGACAUGCUAAACCCCACACUUCAGGUCCUAUGAUGAAAGCCGGUAUCGGUACUUUACUGAAUAUUGAUGAGUCAUCUCACCUGCAGCAUGGAAUGCUGCAUAUCAGACCCCCUGUCAAUAUUGGGUGCUUGCUGGACCCCUUGGAUGAAGAGGAAAAAGGAGAAAAGGAAGUUUUGGGUGUCGGCUUAUCGGAAGAAGUUUCUUUUGAGUCUUUUGCUGCCUUUGCUUCUACUCAUCUUGGUUACUCUUCUGUUGCCAUAGAAACAGCAAGACAGAUUUAUACUAUCAUUGAUGGAGCCGGUAACAAAGGGGUUGCCAUGGAAACGCUGAGGAAGAGAACUACUGAGCAAGAGAGAGAGGAGGGAAGAGAUUUUGUGAAAAUUCUUCAAGAUCUGAUCAACUUUGAUCUGAUCUUUAGGGUUGGUACUGCAUUUACCCUUUAUGUAUCCACCAGUCAUAAGACCAGCUGGUAUUUUAAACUAGAUAAUGAGGAGAUACCGAUUAGACCAUGGAUACAGAAAGAAGAACAGGAAUCAAGUAUUCUUCCUCAAUUUCAAGACGGAGUCCUUUCUUACAUAAUUACCCAUCCUGGUGUCACCAUGGCAGCAUUAUUGGAUCACUUUAAAGGUGUUCUUCAGAGAGUCAGUCUAGAGGACAUAUUAGAGAAUCUUUUAAUUGGAAACUGCAUCAAGAAAUACACUUUAGUACAGACCCCCACAACGACAAGCUCCUCUCCCUUUUCAAAGCUUUCUUCAUCAAUUAUUAGAAGUUGUCAUGAUGAUGAUUUAUCAGUUUCAAUAUGUUUUGAAGCUAUUCUUUCAGCUGAAGUUUUAUGGGCUAAGCAAAAAUGAAUCAAGCAUAUACAGAUCUACAUACAUACAGUUAUUUAUAUUUAUUCCUCUCAUUUAUAUUAUUGGAGCACAUUAUCACUCCAUUAUGACUUAUAAGC